ACAUCGCUCUCGUCGCUUGACGGCCUGCUGCAAAGCGACAAUCUUUCAUCUCCCUCGCGCCCUCUGUUCUACAGAGAGAGAGUCGAGAGAGAGAGAGAGAAUGGCAGUCCAACCGCCGGUGAAGAAUUUCCACGGCGAGCGAUGCGGAGCUCUGUCUUUCCUGAGCUCGCGCUCGGCGACGCAACAUGCCGGCGCUCCUAAUCGGAGCCGCUUCCGCUCCGUCGUCUCUCUCGCGCCGGCGAGACGCUUCGCAGUCGUGGCUCUCGCAGCGAAGAGAAGCCCCAAGCGCCUCAAGUACGCCACUCCUCGCUUCGCCAAGGAGGGCGGGCUGCUGUAUGUUGAAGUUGAUCCCUUGGGGGGAGACAGUUGGAAAUUGGAUCCUGUGGUUGAUCUUCUGAGGGAAGGAGCUGUUGGGGUGAUUCCUACAGAUACAACAUACGCCAUAGUUUGCGACUUGAAGAGCCAUUCAGCAAUUGAAAGACUUAGGAGAAUCAAAGACAUAGCUCCUUCCAAGCCUCUUAGUAUAUUGUGUCACUCCUUCCACGACAUAGAUACAUACACAAUGGGAUUCCCGCGUGGUGAUGAUUCAGGACAUAUGAAUAUAUUUCGAGCUGUGAAACAUUGCUUACCUGGUCCUUAUACUUUCAUUUUAACUGCAAGCAAAGAGUUGCCAAAGCAAUGCACUAGGUAUGGGACUACAGCUGCCAAAUAUGCUCACAGGAAAAGUGUUGGCGUCCGAAUUCCUGAUGAUGCCAUAUGUCAAGCUAUAUUAGAGAGGAUGGAUUCACCCUUAAUUUCCACCAGUGUCAAAGGGCCAAAAGAUGACGAGUGGAUGAUAGAUCCAGUUGUCAUAGCGGAUAGUUAUGGACCAGAGGGCCUUGACUUUGUGGUUGAUGGAGGCAUCAGGGUGGCUGACCCAUCUACUGUGGUUGAUAUGACAGGACAUUACCCGAAAAUCCUACGGCAAGGGAAGGGACCUAAAUUACCCUGGAUGGUGGCUGAAGAUGAUGAGGAUCUCAUUGCUGGCGCUACUUGAUCUGUGCAACUUGACCGACGGUCUGUAUAGGUCCUAAUGCACACCGGGGCCAUCAGGAGUCCUGAUCAUGUGUAGAGAGGAGGCCUCUAUUGUAUAGGGAGACCGAAGCAACAAAUCUAUGAUUGCUGGUGUAAGCGAGAAGAACGACCGCGAUUGUAAAUAUUGUUUAACCACAAACAGCUGUCCUUAAAAGGGUAUUUCGAUCCUUUGACUUUUUGUCCAAA
Eucalyptus grandis is the source of this 1260-nucleotide messenger RNA. RefSeq lists its product as uncharacterized. NCBI's taxonomy places the organism in Eukaryota, Viridiplantae, Streptophyta, Magnoliopsida, Myrtales, Myrtaceae. The record is from RefSeq and is a predicted model, not a curated record. Bases 101 to 1036 code for a protein of 311 amino acids. Gene Ontology annotation, molecular function: double-stranded RNA binding. The transcript is spliced from 9 exons.